Molecule: messenger RNA, 909 nt
Organism: Phaedon cochleariae (mustard beetle)
Lineage: Eukaryota; Metazoa; Arthropoda; Insecta; Coleoptera; Chrysomelidae
Source: the annotation of a GenBank genome assembly
AUGAGGACUACUCCAGGAGGAGUAGGGGUUGGUUGGCAAGUUUCAAGGAACUUUUACCCAGUAAAACGGGUAGAAGUUUUUCGAAAUGGGAACCUCAUAGAGAGAGGUACCGGAGGGGGGAUUGAUUCAACUCCUUUCGUGAAAAGAUCUUAUCCUGUACCGUUCUCUUAUAAGGAAGAAGUGCGAAAACAGAUAGAUGAAAUGGUUGAUUGGGGAAUUAUGGAAAAAUGUACUGACUACGUGUCACCGCUAGUAACAGUGAUAAAGGAAGAUAAAUCCGUGCGUAUAUGUCUGGACGCGAGAUAUUUGAAUGCAAAAAUGGCUAAUGAUCAUGUGACUCCACCUCUUCCAGAUGAGUUAUUGGCACAUUUCAAAAAGACUGUGACGUACAUUUCUCGUCCAGACGACAAUCGGUUGAAUAAACAGAAAUUAUCAGCAGACACCGCCACGCAGUUUGUAUUAGGCUUGCUGAACCCGAUCAGGAAGAGAGUACUAUCAGCGAAGCUUCUAACCUUAGAAGAUGCAGUCAGGGUAGCGAAAAACGAAGGAACAAUGAAGAAUCUGAACAAGAUACAAGAGAAAGAAUGCAGAGCAAUGGAAGUAAGGAAUAAUAGACAACAAUCAUCAACUCCUGGGACCUCAAAAUGUUACAGAUGUCAAAAGCCUGGACAUUUUGCUGAUGACUGCAAAGAAAGAACAAAUUAUGUCCUAGAGGAUCAUACCACCGAGGUCGACCUCUAUAAAAGGGUCAGAGAACCUCACGAACUCAUCAGUGUAUUAGUAACUACCAUGGAGCAUACAAUAAAAAUGGAACAUCUACUAAAUCUGGUGAGACUGAUGCCAAUGGACGGAGGCAAAGUGAUUUUGAUCGGAAGAAUAAUCAAAAAUAUCGUUGAUGAGCAGGAUUAA